AUGGACGUCAACGACCUUCACCCGCCAGAUGACUACAGCCACAGGUUCUUCAUCUGGCAUGAAUGGAUCCAGGCCAAUGGACCGCUCACCAGUGAGAAUGUCUUCGAAUACUUCACAACUUCCAUGUUCUACGACAAGCAAAGCAAUAACCAAGUCCUUCGCAUGCAGACGAUGCAUACCGGGCAACCCAUACUAAACGAAGCAGAGGAACUCAAGCGCUUCACUGGUGUUGAGUUUGCUGUCACAUAUGCCCAGCCACCUUCCCUGUUUAUCAUUCACAAACGCGAUCGUUUGUCCCCAGAAGAAGUCCGCCCCUUAGCAGCAUACUUCGUGGUUAACAACCGUAUAUACCAGUCUCCCGACUUGUACACCAUUUUAUCCAACAGACUGCUCACCUCCCUUACCUCUCUCCAAACCUCCAUGGAUAUCCUCCGCUCAAAACGUCCAGAAUAUACCCCAAGGACGGGAUUUGUUUGGCCGAUUAUAGACCCUGCGCUCGUUGACGAUGCAAAGAAGAAGCAUGAUCCUCGCCCCACUGACAGCCAGCCAGCGUCCGCCAUGGUGCCAGAUACCCAAACAUCUGCUUUAACGGCCGCAUCUACUACCCAAGAACCUGCCGUACCUACUAAGAAGCAACAGAACAGCAUGCUAAUGUUCAAUGCGAUGCGGACCACCGCGGCGCAUCCCACUCUGUCGUUUGCGUCUCGUUUAGCCGGGACGAUUGGUGACGACACUCUUGCCUCAGAGCGAAUGUCUACGGCUCCAGAUACUCGUGCGUCCGCAGCGCCUACACCUGGGACCCGAGGUGUUUCGCCACGCGAUGCGUCUACCGCUCCUACUCCACAGGACCCGUCUGCCGCCAAAACUGUUUCAGGAAAAAGAAAACGAAAAAGAACGUCUCUGGCUCCUGCACCAAGCUAA
Molecule: messenger RNA, 921 nt
Organism: Coniophora puteana RWD-64-598 SS2
Lineage: Eukaryota; Fungi; Basidiomycota; Agaricomycetes; Boletales; Coniophoraceae
Product: MED6-domain-containing protein
Exons: 6
Coding region: 1-921 (306 amino acids)
Biological process (GO): regulation of transcription by RNA polymerase II
Cellular component (GO): mediator complex; core mediator complex
Molecular function (GO): transcription coactivator activity
Source: RefSeq, a predicted model, not a curated record